AUGUCAUCAUGUUUAUAUGAUAAAGCAAACAAAAGGUAUUUCCAUCAUAAUUGCAUAGCGCAAGAUUGUUGAUUUUACGUACGAGAUAUUUAACAUUGAUGCGGAUAUUCUGGCUAUUAGUAGUAUUUUUAUAAGUAAAUUUCCGGCAUUAAAGCAGAAAUGUCCUGUGUUGCCGCAGUGAUGAUAUCUCAACGUGGUAAACAUAACCUCGACGCCAUAUAACCUACCUCGAACAUACAAUACGGCUCCAUAUUCGUUCGUUGUUCAACCACGUGGAGGCGUUCUGAGUUAUCAGCGAAAAAGUAUGAACUGCUAUAAUACGAAUGAUUAAUAGUUAUAAAAAAUUUCAGAUUAUAAUCGAUGUUUAUUUUUGAUAAUGCAUACAUACGCAAUAGAAUGUCUUACGUCGAUAAGUUCAAGUCCGAGGAAUUUGAAGUUAUAACUUCGUGGUACUGACUUCGUAAAAGAAGUACUGAAAGUGCGCGAGAUCAAGUGCAUACGGUAAAGAACAGGCAACUGGAUAAUAAAUAGUUGAUAAUAAAUGAUACGAUAGUUCACACGCAAACGUAACAAGGAAAGAAAUUUACUUUAUCGAUACUCUUAGAGUUUGUACAAAAGUGGCAAAGCUAUUUUGAACUAAUUUUUUUUUUUUUAAUGUUAUGACAAUUUAUAGAAUAGAAUUAGUAUUUUAGUAUGCAAUGUCGAUGGACGGUCAUGUAAUUUUGUACAUGAAAUUCUCUGUUUCGUUAAUUUUAGCAUACGUUAUAUAAAACGACCAGGGAAUAUAUAUGUUGAGAAGACAUUGAUAAUAAUACGAACUAAAUAAACUAAAUAAAUAAAUCGGAAAGUUAAAGCAACAUAGUAAGCGAAAGAUUGACUUAUGUUCAUGUGUAGGUGUUUUUUCUUGCGUUUUUAGUUUUUUGAAAAUGCGAGGGGUCUUACUAAAAAUUAAUAGAAAAUGAUCGUAAAAUAAUGCAAGAAUAUUGAUUUCGAAGAGAAAAUUCGAAGGAAGAAAUUAGAGACGAUUCUACCGUGAUAAAUUUUUUUUAUCACGAAUGAAGACUAAUCGAUUCAGGUGCGAGUUAUCCUGGGCACCGACAAAUGAUGCUCGAAAUACCUUUAUCUGGGCAGUGGGCAUAGUGCCCGUAAGCGAGGUACAUACGUGCAUUGUGCGAGACUGACGAGAUAGUUCGCGUUGAUUGCGCGCUCUUUAUUCUUAUAAAAUCGACCAACGAGAAUUGGAUAAUUGUUCUUUUUCUUAAUAAUAAUAAUAAUAAAUCUAUAUACGUAAUAAAUGCUAUUUAACAUAUUAUUACUUUCAUAUAGUGUAAUAUUGUAAGGUAAGAGAGUUCAUUAUUCAUAAUAGUUCUCCCUCUCUCCCUUGUUCUUUCAUCUGGAUUCGUUUGCUUAUUCAUUUGUAUUUUUUUUUUUUUUUUUUGAUCGAAUGCUAUCGAUUCGAAUAAAACUAUUUGAGAAGGAUUUGAAAGGCAUUUGUUAUAUAAUAUUUUGAAUUAAAAUAGAAUGAAAGUGUGAUGAUUCGAAACGAAGUGUUGAAUGAAAAGAAUUUUACUCUCUCUCUUUCCAAAUCAUUUUUGCAAUGCAAAAUUAUCCCUCAGUCAGUUGAUCAUGUUUGCCCAACAUUCUUCAUGUUAUAAACUAAUUGUACGAUAAAUGUCAAAUUGAAGAAAGAGAGAGAAAAAGUGAAGAGGGAAAGAGAAAGGGAGAGAAAGAAACAAAAUUAUUUCAAAUUAAUUUUACAUUUGAAAAAGAGACGGAGUAGCGCGAUGGGCCGCAGAAAGCAUCGGAGCAAAGGAAGUAGCUUACCGUCGAAGACGACGAAAUGUAACUUUGCUUCUGAAAAACCAACGAUUUGCGACGAAGCCGAAGCGAAAGACGAGAGGAAAACGAGAGCAACAACAGAGAGAAGCAUAAUAACUGGCGAUACGUGUUACAAGAAAGGAAGACCAGACGAUCUUCACGAAACGAAUAAUCCAAUCGGUGUACGUUCUCGACUAACGUACCCGUUGGUACAGCCGUUUUUAUUCGUUGAUCCAUCGAUACUAUCGAACGAGGAUGAGAACGAGGAUGAAGAAUGCAUCGAAGUAAGCGUGAAACCACGAUUCGUAUUCGUGUCGAGCCUCUGCAUGGUUUGCCUGCAAAAGUCCACGUUGUUUUGCGAACGUUGCCGAAUGGUGUCUUAUUGCUCGGCAACGCAUCGAACGCAGGGACUGUCGCAGCAUCGCGAAUUAUGCGAACCACUGACAGAGAUUCACUCGUCCAUCGUCUUGGCGCUUUCUGAUGAAUCUGGCGUACAAUUAGACGCGGACCAGUACCGUAUUUACCGGUUAGAGUUGCUGGCGAUUCUCGAGUCUGAGAUCGAACGGUCGUUGGACCUUUGGGAAAAGGAAGUCAUAUUAUAUCCUAGAGUCUGUCGAGUCUGCCGUCGUUUUAGCGAGAAAUUGAUUUGUUGCACGCAAUGCGGCAUGGAAUACUUUUGCAAGGAACACGAGCAAGAGCACAGAAAUUGGUGCAUCGAGUUUCAAGUUUUCCAAAGAUUUUUGCAUCUUCAGCAUCGACACGGUUGCGUCGAGCCGGAAAUCCCGAAUGCGCAUCUGGAUAUGUUCGUCGCGAAGCCGGGAUUCGAUUUUGAUAAACUGAUGCAUGAAAUCUAUGGGAAUUCCUUGUACUAUCGUCAAAUGGACUGUUACACGUAUUCUGUGUUGUCGCAUUUGUGCACGAUUCCACUGACGGCUCUUUACUCUAUGCAAGCUUCUUGCACCGAAUGGCAAGACAAAACCGAUUGGGUUAUUCACGUACUGGGCGCGGAAUUUCAGUUCGAAGGUAUAAAUUUAGACGUCUGGGAAAAACUGUUCCUUCAUUUUUUACCGAAAUUGAAGAGGCUUCAUUUAAUUUUGAUCGGGCCAGAGCUACGAUUGCCAGGCGGCGUGCCCCUUCAAUUUUUGUCCACGGUUAACAUUUGCAACAAAUGUAAAUCCGCUGGCAGAGCUGUUGUCGUUUCGUUUAAACCGGAGAAGCUUUACCACGAUCUGGCUCGCGACGCGUCGGAACAUCUCGCUGUUCCUGAUUUAAUUUGUCUUUACAAUCCUGGCCUCUACCGGGAAACUGGAUUUGCUGGUAAAGACACGUGGUUCGAAACGAUACGUGAAUUUUCUAAAACGUUAGUCCCAACCGCUAUCACGUCUUAUACCAAGGAAGAAAUGCUUUGGGAAAUAAACCGAGUGAACUCGGUCUCGAACGUCGAAGUUCUUUUACCACCGUGUAAAAAUCCGUUUGCAUCGGUGAAGCCGGAUCGAAACUUUGUUAGCGAUAAUAUUAACCCUCUUAUCUAUAAGAAUCACUACAUUGCCAUUGUUAAAGGGAAAUCGAUAUUGUUACCAGCUAAUUUGCGUAUAUAUCACAGAUGAAACUGCAUUAAUUAAAUUAAACCUAUGUCCUGAAACGCUUGCAAACGCGUUACCAAUGUGCACACAUGCACAUACGCAAGUAUAUAAAUAUAUAUGUACCAUGUAAAAGGGAUGUGCGAAAAUCCAAAAAUAUUAAGUCGGAUCAGAUUGAUAUUUUUUUUCAAAAUCGUGACGAAUCCCAAAAGCAUUUCGAGAAAAUAUCAAAAAAUACAUUUCGGGAUUACUUUAUCUCUCGUCAUAUUUCUUAAAUGAGAAAUUUUAUCAUUUCAUACUUCAUAGGAUUCAGAAAUGUUUCAAAAAUAAAAAAAAUGGUCAUAUUCAACAAAGCUAAUGCCAAAACGUGUUUCAGAUUCUCGAAAUUUUCGAAAAUUCCGAUAUUUCAUCUGUUCAUCGGAAUUUAAACUGAUUAAUUAUUAAUUACUACCAAUCAUAUUAAAGAAGAAGAAAUUUGCUAUUAAUUACGUAGGUAUACAUACUCGGUGUUAGGGAGAUUUAAUAACUUAUUAAUAAUUUAAUUAUAUUUAAUAAUUUUGAAAAUUGUUAUUAAUCGUAAUCGUUAAUGAUCAAAAUAUUAUAUAUUAAUAAUAACAAUCAGAUUAUAUUAUAUCAAAAUAUAUUCGAGGAAUUGAGAUAUUUCACAAUGCAGAAAUAUUCAGAUAUUGCAGCAACUUAUUAUUUCUACUCGUUCCCAGAUAUUUUCCUGAUUUUCAGAUUUUCGCACAUCUCUAGUAUGUAGAGCCGAAUAUUGAAAUAUGAAUUGUGAAAAUUAUAUACAAAGGACAAUUCGUAUUGUCGAACACUGUGCUCUAAAUUUAGUUAAAAUUAGUUACUUGCAAAAAUAUUCGCUGCUUACGUGUAUGUGUAUACCAUUCACAAGUAUCAGGAAAUUUUAAUUCAUUCAUCAACAAUGUUGAUGAAAUGUUUAAAUUAAUGACAAAUCAAUUGUCGAAAGCAAUAGUUAUUAUUAGACUGUGAGCGUUUUAUGAAUUUAUGGGAAAUUUGACGAUGUAAAAAUAGAUAUAAAACAUAAAGUAUGUAAGAAUAUACAUAACGUAUCCAAGGUUUAUAAUAUUCAGUAAAUAAACGAAAUUACUGCUUAGGUUCUAUUUACAACAGAAAAUAUAAAAUAUUUACAAACAUGUACAAAUUCAAAUUAUUUAAAUGGUAUAAAUUUGAGCAAAUAUCUAUAGUCUGUUUGCGGCCUUUUAUAGAAUUGUAGAUCUUUUUUAUUUUGUAGAUUUUUUAA
Molecule: messenger RNA, 4671 nt
Organism: Heterotrigona itama
Lineage: Eukaryota; Metazoa; Arthropoda; Insecta; Hymenoptera; Apidae
Source: the annotation of a GenBank genome assembly